Messenger RNA from Octodon degus (degu), 1613 nucleotides. It is a transcript of the gene Ndn, whose product is annotated as necdin, MAGE family member. Gene Ontology annotation, cellular component: nucleus. The record is from RefSeq and is a predicted model, not a curated record. Bases 101 to 1066 code for a protein of 321 amino acids. Lineage: Eukaryota; Metazoa; Chordata; Mammalia; Rodentia; Octodontidae. The transcript has a single exon. Gene Ontology annotation, biological process: negative regulation of transcription by RNA polymerase II.
GCUGGCCUCCGCGCACUUCCUCUCCGGGAGUCCGUGCUGGGAGCGCCCGGUACGAGAACUCCAGGACGCCGAGGCCCUGACCUGGUCAGACAGCGCAGAAAUGUCCGAGCAAAGUAAGGACAUGGGUGACCCCAACUUUACUGGCGAGGGCCCCAGCCCAGGGGCGCACGGCAGCCGUGGGGGGCCGGUGGGGGUCCCUCUGCCAGUCCCUCCGGCCGCGCCCCUCACCCCGCCACCGAGCCCUCCUGCAGGUCCGAGCGCUUCGCCGCCGCCCCAGGCCGAGAUGGAAGAAGUGGACCCGAAGAUCCUGCAGCAGGCCGCCGAGGAGGGCCUGGUCUACCAGCCUCCGAGCGCGCCCCAGCCAGGCCCCGCGCCGCCCGCCCCGGCCCAGCUGGUGCAGAAGGCGCACGAGCUCAUGUGGUACGUGCUGGUCAAGGACCAGAAGAAGAAGGUCAUCUGGUUUCCAGACAUGGUGAAGGAUGUCAUCGGCAGCUACAAGAAGUGGUGCCGAAGCAUCCUCAGGCGCACCACCCUCAUCCUGGCCAGGGUGUUCGGGCUGCACCUGCGGCUGGUCAGCCUGCACACCAUGGAGUUCGCGCUGGUCAAGGCCCUCAGCCCCGAGGAACUGGACAGGGUGGCGCUGAACAACCGCAUGCCCAUGACAGGCCUGCUGCUCAUGAUCCUCAGCCUCAUCUACGUGAAGGGCCGCGGGGCCAGGGAGAGCGCCGUGUGGAACGUGCUGCGUAUCCUGGGGCUUCGGCCCUGGAAGAAGCACUCCACCUUCGGGGACGUGAGGAAGCUCAUCACCGAGGAGUUCGUCCAGCAGAACUACCUGAAGUACAAGCGCAUCCCCUACACCGAGCCCCCCGAGUACGAGUUCUUCUGGGGCUCCAGAGCCAGCCAGGAAAUCACCAAAAUGCAAAUCAUGCAGUUCCUGUCCAGGGUCUUUAAGAAAGACCCCCAGGCCUGGCCUUCCCGGUACAGAGAAGCUCUGGAGGAGGCCAGAGCCCUGAGGGAGGCUAGUGCCCCUGUCCCCUGCCCCCGCAGCAGUGUCUCCGAGGACUAGCAAGGUCUGGAGGCAGAUUCGCAGUUUCUGCCCCUCCUCAGAGCUGGGAAGGGUGGGUGGCUCAUUAGCGCAUUCAGAAUUUACAGCUCAGUAUUUCCUGUGUAACCUUUAAGUUUUCAGUACUAUGCUUUGAUACCUUUCCUGCAAUAUUGUAUUCAUUUGGAUACUGCUGAGUAGCGUUUAGAAUUUAUGCAUGUUUGUUUAUAAGUAAGUUCAUUUGGUGCUUUCGCUUUUGUGUAUUCUUGGAUUAUUAUUCUUGUUUUGUACCAGACAUGUGCUAAAUUUAUGAAGUACAUUGUACACUUUCUUAUCUUAUUCUUUGUAUGGGACCGAUGAUGUGUGUUGGAGCAGACUGCCCCUGAAGUUGGGAUGAACUCAGGAAAGCUGGCCUGCCCAAGAGAAGAGUCGAGGCCCCUGCCUCUUGGUGACCUUGCUGGGCACAGAAAAUCUCUGUGCAGAGUGGACUGAUUUGGACUGGGACGGUCUCCACGUGGGCAGUUGGCACACCUCACUACACAUACACAAUGCCACCAUGAAUAAACUUUCA